Hylaeus anthracinus is the source of this 418-nucleotide messenger RNA. RefSeq lists its product as uncharacterized. The record is from RefSeq and is a predicted model, not a curated record. The coding region runs from base 4 to 327 and encodes 107 amino acids. Lineage: Eukaryota; Metazoa; Arthropoda; Insecta; Hymenoptera; Colletidae. The transcript is spliced from 2 exons.
GACAUGGUGAACCCGGCGAUUGCACUCGAUUCGACAGUCAGGAGUCACGAUUCGAAUAACUCAACAAAUUCGAAAGUUUCGAGCGCCAUGGACUCGAAACCGGAGAGUUGCCUGGAAUCUAAACACUCGCUGGAUAUCCUACUUUCUGAGAAGCAACAACGGCAUCAAGAACACCAGCCACACUCACAACAGCACAUCGACGAACGACAAAAGCUGAGGAAUUUGGAGUCUAAGAAUGAUUCCAACCUACUCAUGUUCACCUCCUGUGGACAGUUGCUCCUAGAUGCAAGAAGUUUCAAUCUGAUUGGUCCAUCCGUCUCGGAGUAAGAAGCAAGACAAAAUGUUUCUGUUAAAAAAAAAAAAACAGGUAAAAAAUGACAAAUCACAAAAUGUUUCUUUUGCGCGACCAACUGGAAGA